GAAUUUCAUGUCAACCCAAUACACACAAGAUGGCGGCGGUCAUGUGGAGCCGGUGCCAGAAAGUUCAUGGGAGACUUUCGCGCCUCAAGCCGCUUCAAAAGCAUUCGACAUCAUGUUUUUUCUCAACACAAGUGGUACAGGUUGACAAAGAAGUUCACUAUCCACCGAUCAAACCCCGGUAUCCGCCCGGUGAGUGGGGAUAUAUGGCUCCCACAGUCGCCUGGGAAUGGCAGGACGGAAUGGACGAAAUCCGAAAGACAACGAGUCUCAAAGAUCGAUUGAAAAGACUGUGUGAAAUUCCUGAAAGGCACAUUUGGAAUAUACAAGCGAUGACAAACGAGCCGUAUAUGCUUCCUUACCAGCAGUACGUAACAAAAACACAUCUAAUCAAGGGUUUGCCGGAUCUGUACAACACAAUGGAUGUAGAGAAGGAACUGGACAAUUUAAGACCAGCCAUUAUCGAUCUAAUUUUGUUUGAGAACGGUGCCGUUGAUAGAGAGAAAUGGUUAAAGAAAACAGGACAAUCCUGGCUUCACAGUAGCCACAAAGCACAGUGUUUUGUGGGACAGCUUCUUCAUACAUUGAUGAGUGGAUUGUCUAUGUCUGGAAAAUGUGACUAUCUGAUGAAGGGACAGUUUGAUGAGAGUGUUAGAGUGGCGGGUCAUUGGCACCGGCAUGGUUUACGCAAGAAAGGAAAACAGCACCCACUUCACCCCAGGCCUCAGCACGCUGGCAUUCAGAUUGACUAUUUGGCGGAUUGCCAGAUACGGGUGGAGAAACCCUUAGCUCCGUUCCUUCCUAAAGAAGACGUCGUGUGUAGAGAAGGGCACUACCCUGACUAUCAGUAUGACCCUGUUGUCAUGGGCCUAUACUCUCACUUCACCAAACCCACACUGAUUGCGGGUCACUGGUCAGAAGAUCCAUGUCCAUUUGGCCUCCUCUCAGCACAUGUCACCAAUAUGUGUCACCAGUUGGAGCCUAAGUUUGGUACAGAUGUUGUCAGGGAUAUCAUAACUGGCUAUGGGAUCCUGGCAGCCUUCUCUUGGCAGCUAUCUCUGGCUCAUUACCAAGGUUUUAACAUGUACUUGGAUUUAACCUACCCGUUUUGUGGUCAGAGCAUUCUGACCAAUGGGAAAAGUUUUCGCUUCAUGGCGUACCAACUGAACACACUUCACCUGUGGAAGGACGACCAAUCAAAUCCCAUCAGAAACAUUUGCUGGCAGACGGAGGAAAUCAACAUGUUCGACCGUGUAGAGAAUGGAGAGGUCAAGGGACUAAAUGAUGAUGUGCUAAGGAUAAUUUUACGUUUUCUCAUGAAUGCACCUAGAAGUGAUGAUAUUGAUUUGAAGCCAGCAUUUACAGAAGGAUUUACCUCCCCGCAUCUACAGUGGCCGUACAUCGCAGACAAGCCACCUCCACCUGCGCCCGUAAAGGAGCUGCCACUUUAUGUGGAAUGACUUUACAACAAACCUUGAGAAAAUCGUGAUAAAGCGGAUAACGUUUGUCUGGCAAAGUUUUAGACAUUCUUGGGAAAUUUGUCUGAUUCAGUUUACUGUUUAUGAAAGUGGUGUAAAUUGGCAUGUACAUCCCUAGAGUAGAAUUCAUUUGGUUAUUGA
Liolophura sinensis is the source of this 1616-nucleotide messenger RNA. Its product is annotated as large ribosomal subunit protein mL65-like. Gene Ontology annotation, biological process: translation. NCBI's taxonomy places the organism in Eukaryota, Metazoa, Mollusca, Polyplacophora, Chitonida, Chitonidae. Gene Ontology annotation, molecular function: structural constituent of ribosome. The transcript has 4 exons. The record is from RefSeq and is a predicted model, not a curated record. Gene Ontology annotation, cellular component: mitochondrial large ribosomal subunit; ribosome; mitochondrion. Bases 30 to 1457 code for a protein of 475 amino acids.